This is a messenger RNA of Rhodamnia argentea, 1420 nucleotides long. Its product is annotated as protein CPR-5. The transcript is spliced from 5 exons. Gene Ontology annotation, biological process: trichome morphogenesis; leaf senescence; defense response. The record is from RefSeq and is a predicted model, not a curated record. Lineage: Eukaryota; Viridiplantae; Streptophyta; Magnoliopsida; Myrtales; Myrtaceae. Bases 88 to 1302 code for a protein of 404 amino acids.
GGCAUCAAAAUCACCAAUUCACUCAUCAUCUGCUCUCUCUCUCUCUCUCUCUCUCUCUCUCUUCUUCUUCUUCUUCUUCGAUCAUCAAUGGACGCUGUCCCUGCACCACCGCCUGCGGCCGAAACUACACCUACUCUCUCUCCGCCCAUCUCCACCCAGGAACCCAUCGACGCCCUCAAUUCUUCUAUCCCUGACCGUGCGCGUCCGCCGGCCGAAACUCCCUCCCCAUCCUCAAAGCCCGUCGGGGAGAAGACCAAGAUCAAGAAAAGGAAGAAACUUAAGGGUGUCUCCUCGGAUGCAGCGUCGUCGUCUUCAGCUCGUCCUCUUCGGCGUCCUGCCGAGAGGGGCCCUCGCGCUCCGUGCAGACGCCGAGGCCCUCGGGUUAUGCUCGGCACGGCGCAGUCCGCGGGUUUGGAGGCCAUCGCGCUUUCUCUUGGAGUGUCUUUUGCUGCUGUUGUUGCUCAGGUCCUGGAAAGGGAAUAUACUACACGAGAAAAGAUGUCUGUCGAUCAUCUCUCACAGAUUUGUACUUCUGCUGUCAGAGAAUCGUUAUCCAAUGAAUUUGGCAACAAAUUUGCCCGUCUUGCGAGCAUCUUUGAGAUGUCUUUCGGGAUCGCUUUACGGACUCUUAGGUUGAUUGGUGAAUCCUCAUCACAAGAGGAAGUGUAUCAGUUGGACCAGCAAGAUGUUACAGUUACAACAUCCAACAUGAGUCCACGGGAGUCUAUGGACGGAGGAAGUUGUUCAAGCUCUUUGAAAGAGUGCAGAACAGAACAGGUUUUGUGCCAUUCUAAUGGUCCCAAUCAUCUAAACAUGUUAGAGGGGGCACAACAACAUUUUCAAGGAGAUUCUAUGAAUUGCCAGAUUAGCCGACAAAGAGAGGAAAAUCAACUUGCUUGUAUUUCUCGUAGCAGAUCUGGACCUCUUAUCAGCCAGCCCAUAAGAAGUACCUUCGAGAAAUCCGUCCUGGAACAGACUCGAUCUAAUGACCUUAAAGAAUUGGAACUUGGUCUUGCUGUGAAAAAGAUGACGCUAAAAGAAGCGCAGCUCUCUCUCACUUAUGAUGCGAAUCAUCUAGAGAGAUCAAAGUUGGCCAUGGGCAUAUCAAAAGCGUCCUUCAAGGCGGAAAAGUUCAAGAAUGAAUUAGAAGACGCAAGACAUUCGGAGCUACUUAAAAAGUGCAUAGAUUGUCUUGUUGCUGGUUUGAUUAUAAUGUCACUUUCACUCUUAUAUGGAGCUUAUGUCUUUUCCUACCAAAGAGUUGCUGAAGCUACCGAAUCCUGUUCACCUUCAACCCAGUGAUUUUGAUAAUAGGGACUAUCCUGUCCUCCAAAGGUUUCCUGAUGAUGUCCACUUCUCUCUCCUCAGCAAUCCAGGUCUUGGUGGAUCCCGGAGCCUGUGGUGUCUUUUAAUUCGGGAA